This is a messenger RNA of Octopus sinensis (East Asian common octopus), 2980 nucleotides long. RefSeq names its product EF-hand domain-containing family member C2-like. The coding region runs from base 479 to 2707 and encodes 742 amino acids. The record is from RefSeq and is a predicted model, not a curated record. The transcript is spliced from 11 exons. Gene Ontology annotation, cellular component: microtubule. NCBI's taxonomy places the organism in Eukaryota, Metazoa, Mollusca, Cephalopoda, Octopoda, Octopodidae. Gene Ontology annotation, biological process: regulation of neuron projection development.
AUGAUUGAAGAUAUGUUUAGCAGCUAUUUCUAGCAGGUUGAGUGACCACUUUGAGACACUCUCCCAUGUCGUAUUUGAAGUACUAGUAAUUAUGUAGGUCGUCAAGGUGUGGUGUUUGUUUCUAUGGUAACCAGCAGGUGAUACAAGUAGGAAAAUAGCAAGUAUAAGGUUUUUAUAACUGUGAUUAAUGUUUCUUCUUUGAUUUUAUAUCUAUAAGCGAAGAGAUCAGCACAAAAAUAAAAACAAAUCACCGUAAGAUUUAUAAGAUCUAUCUAUCUAUCUUUCUGUUUAUCUAUCUACCUACCUAUCUACUUACAUAUCUAUCUAUUUCUCUCUCUCUCUCUCUCUGUACACGCACACCCGUGUAAUUAAAAAAGAAUCACAACUACUUAAUGAAAAGUGAUUGAUAAAAAUAACAACUGAAAUACGAAGGAAAAAAAAGAAAAGAAAAAGGAACAGGAAAAAGUACAGAAAAGCAAUGGCUCUACCUUUCUUACCUGGUAACUCGUUUAAUUCGAAUAUUGGCAAGAAUAAAUUCCACAAAUCCCAUCAUUUUGAUGUCUGUAAUGAAAUCACACAGCAGGUUGGAUACACAAAACCAGGAAUUGGUGGAGAAACUCGUCCUGACCAAGAACAGUCAAUCACAGCAUUGUUAGUCACAAAACAGAAUGGAACCACAAUACCUAACUGGAUUACUUUUGACAGAAAUGUUCUUUUAUUUAAGGCCUUUUACCAAGAAUCUAUCACUGAAAGUAACCAGGAACGUUUCCGUAUCCAUAAUUGUAGAAUUUACUUUUACCUUGAAGAUGGCACCAUCCAAGUAGUGGAGACAAGGCAAAAGAAUAGUGGUCUUGAUCAAGGAACAAUCAUACAACGACAUCGUAUUCCUAAACCACAACCUCAUGAUAAGGAGCUUUAUACUCUGGAAGACUUCAAUGUUGGGUCAGUUGUGAACUUUUACAGCAAAGUCUUCAAGAUAGUUGACUGUGAUCCAUUUACAUAUAAUUUCCUGUACAACAAUGGUGAGAAAAUUCCUAAACCUGGGACAGUUCCCAAGGAUCCCUAUACUGAAUAUCGCCGAACAGUUGAUGAAGGCCAGCAGCCCAUGCGACCUUAUCAAAAGAUCGAUACGUUGAAGCAGUUCCUUGUCCAUGACCAGCAUGUUCUUAGAUUCUACUGUCUCUGGGAUGACUCGGAUGCAAUGUUUGGUGACCCACACAAGAUGGUGCUUCUCUACUUCCUCUCUGAUGACACAAUAGAAAUCCACGAAGAAAUCCUGCCUAACAGUGGCCGUGACCCAAUUUCAGUUUUCAUCAAAAGAGGCAAACUACCAAAAGUACCUGAUGGUCUACCUCUCCAUGGUCAAAAUGUUGACCGAACAGUCUUAAAUGUGUUUGGCUCGAUGCAUUCCAAAGGACAUUACAUUCUGGACAGCUUAAAGACAGGUGAGCCUGAUAUGUCUUACUACCAUGCCUCUGAUCUUCGUCUUGGAAAUAUUAUCAAUGUCUAUGGCCGACCGUUCCUAAUUUGUGAUUGUGAUAGCUUCACAAAGGAAUAUUACAAAGCCAAUUAUGGAAUUGAAAAUUUGACACCAAUUAAACACGAGAUGAAAGUCAAUGCACCCUUAAAAAUGGCUCUACCACCUUACAAUGGUUUUGGAAGUGAAGAAGACUCCCUUAGUAAUUGUCGAUCUAUCAUUCCAAAAGUCCCACAGAAAGAUUUCCUUAAAUUCAUGAAGUAUGACAGAUCCGGGUUCAACAGCAAUAUUCUACGGUUCCUGGCCAAACUGAAAACACCUGUUGUUGAUGCUGAUAAAAACAGAAACUUCAUAAUCAGUUAUUAUCUCUCAGAUGAUACUAUAUCUGUCUUUGAGCCUGUAAUCAAAAACUCUGGUUUUGUUGGUGGCAAGUUUUUGGAGCGGAGUCGCAUGAAAAAACAUGAUGAGCCAAAAUUCAACACUGAACUCCCUAAGUAUUAUUUAGCAGAAGAUUUGUUUGUUGGGAAUACAGUGGAGUUUGUCAAUCAUCAGUUUAUUAUAACAGACAUAGAUGAGUAUACACUGAGGUUUAUGGAAACAAGACCUGACCAAUUUCCAGCUUCAAACAUAAAGCUGAUCCUUGAAAAAAUUAAAAACUCCAGAAAAAUUGGAAGAAAUGAUUUGCUGAGGAAGUUCUAUGCAAAAACAAAUGGUGAUAAGUCUUCAUCAGUUGUCAGCUACCAUGAUUUCUCAUCGGUGUUGUCUGAAUACCAAUUAGACCUUUGUGAACAUGAAAUUCUUGUGCUGGCUCGUCACUAUGGCAACAAAAAAGACCCUGAAGUUAAUUUUGAAAGAUUGGUCAGCUGUGUCCAGGAACAGUUAAAGAAAGUCAAUUAUGAAGACUACCAUAAGAUUUUGGCACGAUUCAAAUAUGAAGAUCGCUCUGAAACUGGUUACUUGCCUGCCUCAGCCAUUCGAAGAAUAAUGUUAGGUCAAAAAUUUCCAAUCUCAAAGGAUUUACUGAAUCACCUUCUAGAAAGGUUCACUAAUGAGGAAAAUUCUAUUGAGUACGAAGAGCUUGUUAGUAAAAUUGACUGGCAGGCACAUCAACUUUCACAAAUUGUGGAUGGAGACACAAAUCUGGUGAAAGUAAUGAAAAGUAAGGUGGUCGAUGAUGUAGCAUAUGAACAGCUGAUUAACAAUCUCUACCCAGAUGAAGAAUUACAGUAGUUUCACUAGUGUGUUAUGUGUACAGGUGAAUGUAUGUGUAUACAUAUGCAUGGAUGUACACACACACACACUCACAUGUACGAGUGAGUGGACAAAUAAAAGAAAGGCACUCAACAUAAUUACUGGGAGUUACAUGUAUGGAUCAAAACAGCUUGAUUCAAGUUUGUUGUUUGAGUUUUAAGUGUGAUGAUAAUCUCCAGCCAUUUUCAGCUGUUGGGAUACCUAGGAAUUUGAAUCAAACUGUUUUCAUCCAUCCAUAUAUAUGUAUAUAUA